Molecule: messenger RNA, 501 nt
Organism: Monosiga brevicollis MX1
Lineage: Eukaryota; Choanoflagellata; Craspedida; Salpingoecidae
Exons: 3
Coding region: 1-501 (166 amino acids)
Biological process (GO): intracellular iron ion homeostasis; iron-sulfur cluster assembly
Cellular component (GO): mitochondrial matrix; cytoplasm
Molecular function (GO): 2 iron, 2 sulfur cluster binding; ferrous iron binding
Source: RefSeq, a predicted model, not a curated record
AUGUUGCGCUUGGCUGCUCAGCGUUUGCAGGGUGUGGUUGCGGCUGCCAACCCCGCCACCCUCUCCUCCGCCCCUCGGUUCCUCGUGGCGGCCCGUCGCUAUCAUCAAAACGUGAUUGACCAUUACGAAAAUCCUCGCAACGUCGGUUCGCUGGACAAGGCCAAUGAAAAGGUCGGCACGGGUGUGGUCGGGGCCCCUGCCUGCGGUGACGUUAUGAAGCUGCAGAUUGAGGUUGAUGACAACGGCAUGAUCAAGGAGGCCGUCUUCAAGACGUUUGGCUGCGGUUCUGCCAUCGCCUCCAGCUCUCUGGCCACCGUCAUGAUCAAGGGUCUGCACAUUGAUGAGGCGGCCAAGAUUCAGAAUUCAGACCUGGCAAAGGAGCUCCGGUUGCCCCCCGUCAAGCUGCAUUGCUCCAUGCUGGCAGAGCAGGCCAUUCAGGCGGCCAUCAAGGACUACCGUACAAAGUCCUCCACCGAUACCCCGCAAGCUGCCACGGCCUGA